Ciona intestinalis (vase tunicate) is the source of this 1501-nucleotide messenger RNA. The record is from RefSeq and is a predicted model, not a curated record. NCBI's taxonomy places the organism in Eukaryota, Metazoa, Chordata, Ascidiacea, Phlebobranchia, Cionidae.
UGUACAUUAGGUGGGAAUUAUGUUGCAAACUUUUAAACUCUCGUUCAGGUUGUUAAAUUAUUUAUUCUUGUGAGCUUAUCUGUCGCUGCGCGGGGUUGUGCAAAUACCGUGAGUAAGUAAACCAUGGUAAGCACUCAUGCAUGCAGAGACAACGUAUUGGUAGGUAUUGUUUUAUCAGCGCUGAUAAAUGGAUAACUUAGACCACAGAAACGAGCAUGCAAAUGCAUCGAGUUCACUUAAAACAACGUCGUUUGCAAACAGAUGGGCGGAGACGAUAAGUGAGCAUACUAAAGGGGAUCCUAACAGCAAUCAACUUGUCAAUCCUGAAGAUCUCGUGACGUCACGACACGAAAUGACGUCAGAGCAGCAGAUCACGCUUACUUUCCACGACAUCAGGUAUGAAGUGCGGCAGAAAUUGGAUGACGUUCCUUUGUGUGGGAAAACCGCUAUGAAAGAAAUUCUACUUGGAGUAAGUGGUUUGCUCCCACCCGGUUUAAAUGCAAUAAUGGGACCAACAGGAAGCGGGAAAACAUCCUUACUUGAUGUAUUGGCGCAAAGGAAAGACCCGAAAGGUCUGAAAGAAGGAAUUGUUUUAAUAAACGGAGAGCGGCCUCCAGUGGAUUUCCGACUGAUGAGCGGCUACGUAGUUCAGGAUGACGUUGUCAUGGGAACGCUGACGGUUCGUGAAAAUCUCGCGUUUUCAGCCAACUUGAGACUUUCGACCAAGAAAUUUGAUGCGAAAGCUCGGAAACUAAAGGUUGAUGACGUCAUAGAACAAUUAGGUCUUCAAGCCUGCGCCGAUACACCGGUGGGAAACGAGUUUGUGCGCGGAGUGAGCGGAGGAGAAAGAAAGAGAGUAAACAUCGGGAUGGAAAUGAUCCUUGAUCCUCCUGUUCUCUUCCUGGAUGAACCAACCACUGGAUUAGAUGCAAACACAGCGAACUCCAUCGUUCUCCUCUUGUAUAAGUUAGCUAGCGGAGGUCGUAACAUUAUUAUGUCAAUCCACCAACCGAGAUAUUCAAUAUUUUCACUUUUUGAUCGUCUUGUUUUGCUAAACAAAGGAAAUAUCGUGUACAGAGGAGUCGCUAAGAAAGCGGUGCAUUAUUUUAAAGAUAUAGGUUUCAGUUGCCCUCGCUUCCAUAACCCUGCUGAUUUCUUCCUUGAUAUUGUUGGUGGUGACGUCAACACUGCCCGACUUAUCGGUCGAAUGAACAGCGAGUCACGUGACACUGAAGAGGGUACCAGCAGCCCUGCUGAAGAAGGCGACCGAAUAAGAACAGUUAAAGCAUCUUCAAAUCAAAUUUCGAUCGCUAUGGAGGAAGACGAGCAAGAGGACAACAGCGGAAAACUUCUGGAUUCUUUUCGUGCGUCAUCAAUUGCUCAAGAUGAGGAGAAAGCGCUGAAGGUAACAAAACAAUUCAUUAUGUAUUUAUUGCUGCUUUGGCCAUUGGAAAUUAUAAAAGUGCAAAAGAAAAUUAAAUGUUAAAAGCUAUUUCAUAUA